This is a messenger RNA of Cladocopium goreaui, 931 nucleotides long. Lineage: Eukaryota; Dinophyceae; Suessiales; Symbiodiniaceae. The record is from the annotation of a GenBank genome assembly.
CAGUUCACAUACUGCCCCGCGGUGAUAGGGGAUGGCGAGUCAACCGUUGGAAGUCACACUGUACCAUUAUCCGCUGACCCGAUCGACUCGUCCCUUGUGGUUGCUCCACGAAUUGGGUGGCAAGGUCAAGUUUACGUGCAAACGCGUGGAGUUGAUGAAAGGGGAGGCUUACUCGCCAGAAUUUGUACGGAUGAAUCCGAACCAUGCUCUUCCGGUAUUGCUAUAUAAGGAUGAUUCUGGAGUUGAACAGGCUCUUUUUGAAUCUUGCGCCAUUGUGGAGUUCUUGACCGAUGCGUUGGCUGCUGGGGAAUUAGCCCCGCCAAUUGGGAUCUCGAAUGGUCGGGCCGAGUACAAGAAGUGGCUAUGGUUCGCCGGGAGUUGGAUGGACCAGCUUUUGUGGCAGUUGCGUCAGCAUGACGAGUCAGGCAUCCUUCCUUCUGAUCAGAAGGAUAGCCGAGUGGUUGACCGCACCAAGGGCAAGUGGAUCAAGGAGAUCGUGCCACAAGUCGUCGCUCAACUGGAGGCCAAAGGGAACAUGUACAUCCUUGGGGAGAAUUUCACUGCAGCGGAUAUCAUUGUGGGCCACUGUUUGCGGUGGAGCAAGGCAUAUGGCCUUUGUGACAACGAGGUUCUGACCAGAUAUUUGGCCCGCCUUGCGGAGAGGCCUGCUUAUCAAGCAGCUUUUCAAGAUGCUGCAACCUUCGGGAAGUGAGGUCAGCCUCUUGAUUUCCCUAUCGUUGCAAGUCAAAAAAAAACAUUCGGACCCCUUGCCAAAAACAUUGAGGCUGAAAAAUUAUAAAUCGAUUGCCUUGCUAGAAAGAAAAGACAACGUGUUGGUGGCACCAUCAAAUUGGGCCUCUUUAAUUCUCGCACUUACCACGCCGAAACUCACACCCAAAGUGGUUGAAGUGGCAGAGGUGCAGGCCAGAAA